This is a messenger RNA of Gracilinanus agilis (Agile Gracile Mouse Opossum), 2355 nucleotides long. Its product is annotated as E3 ubiquitin-protein ligase RBBP6-like. Gene Ontology annotation, biological process: protein ubiquitination; ubiquitin-dependent protein catabolic process; mRNA processing. The record is from RefSeq and is a predicted model, not a curated record. Lineage: Eukaryota; Metazoa; Chordata; Mammalia; Didelphimorphia; Didelphidae. The transcript has 4 exons. Gene Ontology annotation, cellular component: nucleus. Gene Ontology annotation, molecular function: zinc ion binding; nucleic acid binding; ubiquitin protein ligase activity. Bases 1 to 2355 code for a protein of 784 amino acids.
AUGUCCUGUGUGCAUUAUAAAUUUUUCUCCAAACUCAACUAUGAUACCGUUACCUUUGAUGGCCUCUACAUCUCCCUGUGUGAUUUGAAGAAGCAAAUCAUGGGGAGAGAAAAACUCAGGGCUUCGAGCUGUGAUCUACAGAUCAGCAAUGCAGAAACAAAAGAAGAAUACACAGAUGACAAUGCCCUGAUUUACAAGAAUUCAUCUGUUAUGGUAAGAAGAAUCCCUGUUGAAGGUGUUAUAUCUACAAGCAAGACAUAUGUUUUAAGACAAACUAAACCAGCUAAAAUGGAAACUAAAAUGAAGAUUGAUGACUCUUCUGUAUCUACUUCUCUGGCCCAGCUUAUAAAGACUGCCAAUCUGGCUGAAGCCAAUGCUUCUGAAGAAGAUAAAAUUAAAGCAAUGAUGGUACAGUCUGCCCACGAAUAUGAUCCAAUCAAUUACAUGAAGAAGCCUCUGGGUCCACCUCCACCAUCUUAUACCUGUUUCCGGUGUGGCAAAUCUGGCCAUUACAUAAAGAAUUGCCCAACAAAUGGGGAUAAAAACUUUAAACCAGUUCCCAGAAUUAAAAAGAGUACUGGAAUCCCUAGAAGUUUUAUGAUGGAGGUGAAAGAUCCUAACAUGAAAGGUGCUAUGCUUACCAACACUGGUAAAUAUGUUAUUCCAAUUAUAAAUGCAGAGGCAUAUGCCAUAGGGAAGAAAGAAAAACUACCUUUCCUACCAGAGGAACCAUCCUCUUCAUCAGAAGAGAAUGACCCUAUCCCAGAUGAAUUGUUAUGUCUAAUCUGCAAAGAUAUAGUGACUGAUGCAGUUGUCAUACCUUGCUGUGGAAACAGUUAUUGUGAUGAAUGCAUAAGAACAGCAUUGCUAGAGUCAGAUGAACAUACAUGUCCAACUUGUCAUCAGAAUGAUGUAUCUCCUGAUGCUUUAAUUGCCAACAAGUUUUUGCGCCAGGCUGUUAAUAACUUCAAAAAUGAAACUGGUUAUACUAAAAGGCUUCAAAAUAAAAUGCGCCCACCCCCACCUCCAAUUCCACCUCCAAGACCACUGAUUCAACGGAAUCUACAACCAGUGAUGAGACUUCCAAUUUCAAGACAACAGGACCCUUUGAUGAUUCCAGUGAAAUCUGCAUCUAUUCAUGCUGCUACUUCUAUAUCAUCAUCCAUGACUCCUAAUCAGUCUUCCUCUGCUGUUCCUAUAAAUCAACUUUCUACUCCAGCACCAGUUCCUGAUAUAACUGCCACAGAAAAACCAGAUGGGCCUUUCUGUGAUCCUGAUAAUAAAAUUAUACCUGCUGCAGUUUUGGUAUCAGAUCAUCCUAAAACUUCUUCAUCAAUAACAAUUCAUGCACUAAUGGAAGAAAAGACCUAUCAGAUACCUGUACUUGGGGCACCUUCUUUGCUUGGGCAGUCCCUUUUGCAUGGACAGUUGAUACCUACAAUUGAUCCAGUAAGAACAAAUGCUGCUCAUUCUGCUGCUAGUGGUAGACAUGGUUGGAAACCAAGCAUAAAUCGAAGACAACAUCUUGGUGAACACUCACAGAGGACUCAAGGCCCAUCACUACCAGCAACACCUGUACCACCGCCUCCUUUGUAUCCACCACCUCAGUUCCCACCUCAUUUUCCACCUGGGCAACCACCACCUGCUGGCUACAAUGUCCCUCCUCCAGGUUUCCCUCCAGCACCUACAAAUUUAUCAACAGCAGUACAAACAGCUCAUUCAAAUACUAUCCCAACAACACAAGCUCUACCAUUAUCCAGGGAAGAGUUCUACAGAGAGCAAAGACGUCUAAAAGAGGAGGAAAAGAAAAAGUCUAAAUCGCCAUCUAGGGGCUCCUCCUAUUCAAGAAGUUCACAUAUCUAUUCUAAAUCAAGAUCUGGUUCUUCAUGUUCCUGUUGCUAUUCUCGGUCCUUUAGUUGUUCACACUCUCCUUCUUAUUCACGAUUACCUUCCCGAAGAGGCAGAGGGAAAAGUCAAAAUUAUCGUGCAAGAUCCAGAUCUCAUGGAUAUCACUGCUCCAGAUCAAGGUCCCCCCCAUAUCGGGGAUAUCAUUCACGAUCAAGAUCCCCUCCAGUUUUUAGGGGACAGUCUCCUAAUAAACGAAAUAUACCUCAAGGAGCAACAGGUCACCACACUUGCAACAAAGGUGGCAAUUAUCCAGAAAAGCUUUCAGCAAGAGAUGGUCACACCAUGAAGGAUAGUGCCAAGUCAAAAGAGAAGGAGAAUGAAAAUCCACCAGGAGAUGGAAAAGGAAACAAACAUAAGAAACACCAAAAGAGAAGAAAGGAGGAAGAAAAUGAAGAAUUUCCUAACACAGAGUUGCUAGAGAGUUCUAGAAAAAAAAGGAAGUAUUAA